Messenger RNA from Pseudonaja textilis, 1332 nucleotides. The record is from RefSeq and is a predicted model, not a curated record. Lineage: Eukaryota; Metazoa; Chordata; Lepidosauria; Squamata; Elapidae.
AUGUCCAACUGUCUCUUUAAAAAGCACCUUUGGGAGCUGAAUGCAACCACCAAUGAUUGCCGCCUCACAUCAGGAAACAGCACCCUCUUGAGCUCCUCAACCUCCAGUGUGACUGGCAUUGUGUUCCUCCUCCUGGCUGCCCUGAUUGGGCUACCUGGGAACUUCUUUGUCAUUUGGAGCAUCCUUUGGAAAAUGAAGCCAAGUCAUCGCUCAGUCACCUGCCUUCUGGUCCUAAACUUGGCAGUGGCAGAUGGGGUGGUUCUUCUCCUGACACCCUUCUUCGUCCUCUUCCUUAUCUUCAAGAACUGGCUGUUUGGCGUGGCCAUUUGCAAAGGGGUGUACUACCUGUGUUGCAUCAACAUGUUUGCUAGCAUCUUCAUCAUCACCCUCAUGAGUGCAGAUCGCUGCUUGGCAGUCAACCAGCCAUAUUAUUCCCAAGCCAUCCGGAAGAAGAAUCUGGUAGUCAAGAUCUUGGUAGGGAUUUGGACGGGGGCCAUUUUAUUGUCUCUGCCAGCUUUCUUCUUCCGUCAAGUCUUGCAGGAGCCCUCACAAAAACAUUUCAUUUGUGAGCCUUGUCACUCCAGGAAGAGCCUGACCAUCUUCCACUUCACCAUGGAGACAGUGGUAGCCUUUGUGAUUCCAUUCACCAUUAUUGUUGGCUGCUAUUCUGCCAUUCUUGUCCGCCUCAGAGGGGUACGGAAGAGAAAAGGGGCUCGGACUGAGAAACUGAUCGUGGCCAUUGUGAUCUGUUUUGCUGUCCUAUGGAUGCCUUACCACAUCAUCAACAUGAUCCAGGUGGCUUCCAAUCUAACCUCAGGGAAAAUGGCGGACAGACUGGGACAGGCCUGGAAGAGUGGGCGAGCAGGAGCCACAGCCUUAGCCUUCUUGAGUAGCAGUAUUAACCCUGUGCUCUACGUCUUUGCCGCUGGGAAUCUCAUUAAGACUUCAGGUGCCAAUUUCAUUGCUCAGUUCUUCGAGGGAGCAUCUGAGGGGCUCGGACGGAGGUCUCAGUCUCAGAAAAACUUGGACAAAGACUUAAUACCAGCAAUUGGAGCAUCUGUGAACCUGGACCAACAGUUAUUGGGAAACUGUGAUAAGGUCGACAAGGACAUAGAUUGUAGGCUGACCGAUGGCACAACACGUAACAUUUCCUAAACUGAGUCACUACACAAGAAAUUCCAACACUGCCUUAGGUAGGAACUAGUCAACACUGACUGGGUAGUUCUUCAAUAUUUCAUGCAGAGGUCCUAAAGUCUUAAGUAAAGAGUUGAAGCUAGGGUUAUUUGCCUGCAAAAUAUGAAUCCCAGUUCUGCUCCUUGCCUGCUCUUCAUG